CGCCUCCUCUUCGGCGCUUCCCGGCUGUCCCCUCGCCCGGCCGCCCCGGGCCCGGGCCCGGGCAGGGAGCCCCCAGGCCGCUGCUCGGGGGCCGCCCCCCCUUCCGCCGCCACGCGCAGCCCGGCGGAGGCGGCGCCGUCGGAGGAGGAGGAGGAGCAGGGCACUGCGGCUGGCCCCCGAUCGGGCGCCAGAGCGGCAGCAGCUCCGGCAGCAGCGCGGCCUGGGCCGAUGCAGCGGGACGCACCGCCCCGAGCCCCAGCCCCAGCGCCCCGGCUUCCUGCGCCCCCGAUCGGGGCCGCCGCCGGCGGUGGUGGUGGCGGAGGCGGGGGCAGCAGCGGCGGCGGCGGAGGCGCCUCUGCAGCUCCCGCUCCCCCUGGCCUCCCGGGAACUACAAGUCCCAGGGGGCCUGGCGGCGGGCGGCGGCCGGAAGAGGCGGGAUCAGCGCCGCGAGGCAGGAAGUGGCCCUGGAGGCGGAAGUGGCGCGGCCGCGGAGGGGCUUGGAGUGCGGCGGCGGGACCCGGAGCGGCUGCGGCUGCUGCUGCGGCUGGAGGUGGCGGCGGCGGCGCUUUGGAGGCAGCCAUGGCAAAGCAGUACGACUCAGUGGAAUGCCCCUUUUGUGAUGAGGUGACCAAGUACGAGAAGCUUGCCAAGAUCGGCCAAGGGACCUUUGGGGAGGUGUUUAAAGCCAAGCACCGCCAGACCGGCCAGAAGGUGGCAUUGAAGAAGGUACUGAUGGAGAACGAGAAGGAAGGGUUCCCCAUCACAGCCUUGCGGGAGAUCAAGAUUCUUCAGCUUCUCAAACAUGAGAAUGUGGUCAACUUGAUUGAGAUUUGUCGAACCAAAGCUUCCCCGUAUAACCGCUGCAAGGGCAGCAUAUACUUGGUGUUCGACUUCUGCGAGCAUGAUCUUGCGGGGCUGCUGAGCAACGUCCUAGUCAAGUUCACGCUGUCUGAGAUCAAGAGGGUGAUGCAGAUGCUGCUCAACGGCCUCUACUACAUCCACAGGAACAAGAUUCUGCACAGGGACAUGAAGGCUGCUAACGUGCUCAUCACUCGGGAUGGGGUCCUGAAGCUGGCAGACUUCGGGCUGGCCCGGGCCUUCAGCCUGGCCAAGAACAGCCAGCCUAACCGCUACACCAACCGUGUGGUGACGCUCUGGUACCGGCCCCCGGAGCUGCUGCUCGGGGAGCGGGACUACGGUCCGCCCAUUGACCUGUGGGGUGCAGGGUGCAUCAUGGCCGAGAUGUGGACCCGCAGCCCCAUCAUGCAGGGCAACACGGAGCAGCACCAGCUCGCCCUCAUCAGCCAGCUCUGUGGCUCCAUCACGCCGGAGGUGUGGCCGAAUGUGGACAAAUAUGAGCUGUUUGAGAAGCUGGAGCUGGUCAAGGGCCAGAAGCGCAAGGUGAAGGACAGGCUGAAGGCCUAUGUGCGUGACCCCUACGCGCUGGACCUCAUUGACAAGCUGCUGGUCCUGGACCCUGCGCAGCGCAUCGACAGCGAUGAUGCCCUCAACCACGACUUCUUCUGGUCCGACCCCAUGCCCUCGGACCUCAAGGGCAUGCUGUCCACCCACCUGACAUCCAUGUUUGAGUACCUAGCGCCGCCGCGUCGAAAGGGCAGCCAGAUCACACAGCAGACCACCAACCAGAGCCGCAACCCAGCCACCACGAACCAGACGGAGUUCGAGCGCGUGUUCUGACGGCCGGGCCACCCAUCCUGGGGUGCCCUUUCACUUCUGCUAUGGGACUUUUUUGUGUUGCAGAGGCUGCAGGGCGUUUCAGUUCUUUUCUACGUUUUAUUUAAUCCCUUGCAUGGGCACCAGAAGCAGCCAGCGGAGCAGGCAAGCAGUGCCUUGGUCAAAGUUCAGGGGGCUGCGGGAGUGCAGUUCCCCCUGCCCGGAGGGUAUCCGUUCACCUUAGGAUGGGAAGAGGGCGGGAGGAGUUUCCCCAGUGGUGACUUCCUAAGGGGCCCAUGGGACAGGAGGAGGGGUGGGUCCCUCGCUGAUCCAUGGCCUCUGCAGUCCUCCCUGGGAUGGUGAGAGACACGGGAUCAGAGCCAGCCCUGGGAGCCUCCUGCCCCUGGCCUGGGCCUCAGGAGCAUGGGGGCCUGUGAGAACUCUUGGUUUCUUCAGUAGAAGAAUUUUAUCGUGUUUUUUGCCUCAGUUGUUCAGAGACAUUCCUGGAUGAAGUUUGAUCAGUUAUUAAAAGUUGACUUUUUUUUUUCCUGUAA
Molecule: messenger RNA, 2228 nt
Organism: Cavia porcellus (domestic guinea pig)
Lineage: Eukaryota; Metazoa; Chordata; Mammalia; Rodentia; Caviidae
Gene: Cdk9
Product: cyclin dependent kinase 9
Exons: 7
Coding region: 229-1698 (489 amino acids)
Biological process (GO): protein phosphorylation; positive regulation of transcription elongation by RNA polymerase II
Cellular component (GO): nucleus; cyclin/CDK positive transcription elongation factor complex
Molecular function (GO): RNA polymerase II CTD heptapeptide repeat kinase activity; cyclin binding; ATP binding
Source: RefSeq, a predicted model, not a curated record